GGCGGUGGCCGAGACCCUGACGGGGAAGCGGCGGCUGAGGCAGGGUCGCGCCUCGGUCGGAAGCCCGAGCUGAGUGCAUCAGGGGUUCUCUGCGGCGGGCGAGAGCGGACGCCCUAGACCUCGCUUCCCUCCCUCGCCCCAGAUUCCUUAUUAAACAUGGGUGCAUUUUUGGACAAACCCAAAACUGAGAAACAUAAUGCUCAUGGUGCUGGGAAUGGUUUACGUUAUGGCCUGAGCAGCAUGCAAGGAUGGAGAGUGGAAAUGGAAGACGCACACACAGCUGUUGUAGGCAUUCCUCACGGCUUGGAAGACUGGUCCUUUUUUGCAGUUUAUGAUGGUCAUGCUGGAUCUCGAGUAGCAAAUUACUGCUCAACGCACUUACUAGAACACAUCACUAAUAACGAAGACUUCAGGGCAGCUGCAAAAUCAGGAUCCGCUCUUGAGCCCUCUGUGGAAAAUGUCAAGAAUGGCAUCAGAACUGGCUUUUUGAAAAUCGAUGAAUACAUGCGUAACUUUUCAGACCUCAGAAACGGAAUGGACAGAAGUGGUUCAACUGCAGUUGGCGUCCUGAUUUCACCCAAGCAUAUCUACUUUAUCAACUGUGGUGAUUCACGUGCUGUUCUGUAUAGGAAUGGACAAGUCUGCUUUUCCACCCAGGAUCACAAACCUUGCAAUCCAAGGGAGAAGGAGCGAAUCCAGAAUGCAGGAGGCAGCGUAAUGAUACAGCGUGUUAAUGGUUCAUUAGCAGUGUCUCGUGCUUUGGGGGACUAUGAUUACAAGUGUGUUGAUGGCAAGGGCCCAACAGAACAACUUGUUUCUCCAGAGCCUGAGGUUUAUGAAAUUUUAAGAGCAGAAGAGGAUGAAUUUAUCAUCUUGGCUUGUGAUGGGAUCUGGGAUGUUAUGAGUAAUGAGGAGCUCUGUGAAUUUGUUAAAUCUAGGCUUGAGGUAUCUGAUGACCUGGAAAAUGUGUGCAAUUGGGUAGUGGACACUUGUUUACAUAAGGGAAGUCGAGAUAACAUGAGUAUUGUACUAGUUUGCUUUUCAAAUGCUCCCAAGGUCUCAGAUGAAGCAGUGAGAAAAGAUUCAGAGCUGGAUAAGCACUUGGAGUCACGGGUUGAAGAAAUUAUGGAGAAGUCUGGUGAGGAAGGAAUGCCUGAUCUUGCCCAUGUCAUGCGCAUCUUGUCUGCAGAAAAUAUCCCAAAUUUGCCUCCUGGGGGAGGUCUUGCUGGCAAGCGCAAUGUUAUUGAAGCUGUUUAUAGUAGGCUGAAUCCACAUCGAGAAAGUGAUGGGUCUCAACCUUCAGUUGUAUACAUAGACAAUCUUUUCACAUUCUGAAUGGCAGUCUCGGGCAUGUCCAUUUGUAAACCCGCCGAGGGCGCUGGUGACAAGAAAGGCAGUGGCUGUCAGACCUUCCAAGCCCCUAAAAGUACAAGGACAUGAAGGUGUUUUUUGUUUUUUUUUUUAAACCUGAAAGAAAAAUGAACCCAACAUUAUGUAAUUGUAUUAUUUAUACUGCUGUGAACAGGUAAUCUUACAGCCCAUUAAAGGAGGCAGAGAAAAACUGCCCCUGUACCUUUAAAAAUCAUAUUCUUCUCUGUCCCUGUGAUUAAACACCUGUGGCUUUGGGGUAGUAUUUUGGUUUUAUUCCAGGGAUUCUCACGGUUAGAGGCAGGCUUUAAUCUGUCCAUUAUUUUCUUUAUCCUAAAAGCACCAUUUAAAUGAGAAGUUACUAGGUUUCUAAAUGUUUGUUUAAGAACAUCUUUCUUUGAUUCUGGUAUUUGUGCUGACCAGAUCUCUCUGAAAUCAUUUCAGAACCUCAGGUUCAGUGUCCACAGUCUAGAGAAAAUUCUGAACAAAUUUCCAGUUUGUUCGAUGUGCAUACAAAUCUUAAUAACCCCCUUAGACACUUUUAAACUAAUUUAGAUGAUGUCAAAGACUUGUGCUUAAGAAUGUAGGAGGUAAUGGAUAUCUUGGCUACACGAGAAACUAGCUCAAGCAUUUUUCUCAUAAAUACUUUUCCCAGUGGCCAAAAAACUGUACUUUAUUUUUGAUGGCGUGUCACCUAAGUGAGCUCCUUUGUGCUUUUUAUCACAAUUUCAUUUGUUAACUUCUACAAUGGAGUAGUAAAGGACUAGAAUCGUAUGGCAACAAUGUACAUUCCCUUCCUGAGGGAUUGUAUUUCUAUUCCAAGACUGAAAGGGGUAAGAAAGAAUGAUAAGAAAAAAGUAACCAAUAUUUGGUCUUGCUGCCAAAUAUAAUUCCUGCUUUUCCAAAGAACUGGUAAAAAUAUUCUAGGAAGUAAUAUAGGAAAUUUUUUGAAAGAUGGUAGAUCAUUUCUUCUAGGGAGAACCAAGGAAAAGAUUCAUGUCUGAUCUCUGGAUAAUGCUAUGAUGUAGUAUGUGGAGUUGCAGAUUUCUUUAUUGUGUUCCAUGGAUUUAUUGAUGUUUUGGAUAAUCUUUGAGAAUGAAUGUUGAAAUGGUUUUAUAGCAAUCUCAGCUAUACAGAAGUUAUAUUUAGAGCUUGCAUGUAGUGUACUAAGACAUACCUUUAAGACAGAGUUCGAAUUGGUUAGUUUAUUCUAUACCAAACAUUUCCAGGUAGGGGUAACCUAAAUUAUAUAAAUAAAACCAUAAAUUAAAUGUACCUAGAAAAUUGGCUAUGUAAAAUUAUCUUUGAAAAGGAAUUUCUUUCAGUAACCCAUGUUUGUAUUGUAUAUAUGAUUUUUUUAGGGUGUUUUGCUUUUUUCAGGGUGGAACAUGCAUGAAUAUAGCAGGUAAGAUAGAAUAUUCUCUAUUACAGUGUAACAGGUACUACACUAUUACUAGUGAUGUGUACCAUGAAAAAUUUAUACAAUGCUGAUUGCUUGAACUUGAGCAAAAUAAAUUUACAUUUUCUAGACUGAUUUCACAUCAAAAACAGCACAUGUUUCAAUUGUAUGUCAAUAAAACUAGGUGAACACACACACACACACACAUACAGAGAAAUGUCCAUUUGAGAGAGAAAAAGUGGCUAAAAACAAAUUCUGAAUGAGUUGUAGUUUUAACUACAACUCAAAAGUUUUAACAUAGUAGUUCUGAAGAAUUGUCAUUUGUGUGGUUUUCAGAAAUGGAGUAAUACAUUUUGUAGCUGGUUAGAUCUUCAAGUAUAUAUUUAUGGAAUCUCAAGAUUGGGGCGGGGGAACCAUUUAGCAGCCUCUGGUCUGACCCUCCAGGAACCAGAAUCUACUUUCAUCUUGGGCAGCUCUACCCUCCCAGUCAGUUCAGUUCUUCCAUUUUUCUUAUUAGCUCGAGACCGAACGUUGAACAGCAGCUACUGUGUUGACUCCUGCCUUUACUCGUUCUAUUCCCAGUUCAUUCAUCAUACAUCAUGGCUUUAAUUGUCUUUGCCAUCCAAGACCCUUUUCUGCAAAAGCUCUGGUUUUCUAAGUCUUUCUAAAAGUACACAACCCAGAGCUAAACAUUUUUAAGUAGCAGAGCUGUCAUUCCUUUGUUCUAGUUAAUACUCUUCAUCUGUCAACUCUUCAGAUGUUGGACUAGCUUUUAUGGCACCCACAUGAUACGGUGUGAGUCUUCAGAGGUUAACAAUUUUUACUGCUGUUGAGUAACACCCCCCCCCCCAUCCCGCACAUGUGUAGGUGGUGUUUUGUUUAAACUCCUUUGCAGGACCUGCAUUUCUUCUGAAGUUUUCUUGUGUUAUAUUCAUUAACCUUCUGAGAUGUUUUUGGAGCCAUGUAAGAUCUAUUUGCUUUCUUUUUCUGAUCACUCCAAAGUGUCAUAUGUAAGUCUUUUAUAUUGAAUGAAACAAGUCUGUGAUUAAUGGCCUAUAGUAGACCUCCAAAACUGUCCCUAGGAUACAAGUUGACCAAGGUAUCAGCACCCAUUAGGUAAGGAUGUAGCGAUUUACUGAUCAGCCCAUAUCGCUCCAAGGUUAUAAAGGAUAUUGGGAGAGCUUACAUUCCUUGCAGAAGUCCUGCAUUUCCCAGAUGUUAGGCAAGUAACUGUCUCUAAAACUUCAUGAAGUCACACCGUUAAUUUAUAGUCAGUUAUGUUCUCUUUCCUGAAGAAUUAGAAAACACUAGAAGGAUCUAUUCUGGGGUUGUCCCUGAGAUUAGUGUCAAGCUACCUUCUGUGUGUGUGUGUGUGUGUGUGUGUGUGUGUGCCUUUUCCCAAAAUUGGAAUGACCUUUUUCCCUUUCUGAUGUUGUGGCAGGUUCCUACCCCACACUUGUCUCUAAUGUACACAGUGGGCCGCUCAGAAAUAUUCUUAGAUUUCCAGUAUCAUUUUCUUAUUUUCCAUCAGCAUAAAAUAGGAAAUAAGUUCCUGUUGGUCUGAUCACUUGUGUAUAACAUGGCUAAUUUAAGUUUUUACUCUGACCUCAUUCCCACAUGUACAUGCAGAUUUCUGGUGGUGGUUUUUACUCAUGGUGUUUCUUGUAGCAUUUAUGCAUUUUUACAAUUCUGAACUUGUUACAUUACUUUCUAUGAAAACUGGUGGUUUCUGGUUUUUAUUUGGUUGUCUUACUCUUUUUAUUUUUUUGUCUUUUUUAAGGUACAUCCCCUUUUUCAUCCUCUAUGUAUGUGAUUCUUAAGUAUUUUUAAAAUAACCCCUAUACCAAAAAGAAAAAAAACAGCCCAAAAAACCGAAAACUAUCUCUAGGCUGAUAGCCUGAGGCCAAGUGCAACACGUAGAUGACACCAGAGCAGAACAGUGCAGCAUCCCAAAGGACACUCAUUCACAUUUCACGCUGUGGGACAAGAUGCAGAAAGCAUUCUUACUAAAUAAGUACCAUUAUGUUGCAACCAAUAUCUGACUGGUGGAAGUAAAGUGUCCGGUCUUGCAGCAGCCCUGGCUGGAGUCUUGCAUCUGCUCUGGGGAAGGAGAGUAGCGUAGCUUCUCUAAUUACCUUCUUCUUUGCCUCUUUCCCUUAAAACAUAUCCUCUUUCCCUUAAGACAGUGGGAGCGGCUGGAGGCGGGUGGCAGAGGAACUCAGCUGCAGGCAGAUGAUGGGAAAGGAUUAGCUGUGGCUUGCCAGCCUUGAGUUCGGUCCUCAAGUUCGGUCCUCUGUGCACACUUCUGUAUUAGGGUGCCUCUUCUCUCUUGUCUUCUUGACCUCCUCCAUAACUGGGGCUGCAAAAACAGCAAAUACGAAAGACAAGAUGGGGAGGAAGAGAAUGGCCCACAUGUAGGCAGCUUUGUAAAUCUCUCCAGCUAUAUGUAUCCUAUAGAAUGUUGAUAGAGAUAGUAUAUUUGUGUGGAUUUAUGUAUGUAUGCUGUACUUCAAUAAAAAUUUAUUUUUUUAAAACAGGAACCUUCUCUGAUACAAUAAACUUCAUAUAUGUUUAUAUUCA
Mustela lutreola (European mink) is the source of this 5347-nucleotide messenger RNA. It is a transcript of the gene PPM1B, whose product is annotated as protein phosphatase, Mg2+/Mn2+ dependent 1B. Gene Ontology annotation, molecular function: protein serine/threonine phosphatase activity; manganese ion binding; magnesium ion binding. The transcript has 7 exons. NCBI's taxonomy places the organism in Eukaryota, Metazoa, Chordata, Mammalia, Carnivora, Mustelidae. Gene Ontology annotation, cellular component: cytosol; nucleus. The coding region runs from base 157 to 1335 and encodes 392 amino acids. Gene Ontology annotation, biological process: negative regulation of canonical NF-kappaB signal transduction; positive regulation of canonical NF-kappaB signal transduction; positive regulation of canonical Wnt signaling pathway. The record is from RefSeq and is a predicted model, not a curated record.